ACUGCCGACAGGAGCGGAUGGCGUACGUUGCCGCUCGCGCCACGAUAACCUCGUGAUUUUCCUUUCUGUCAUACACCGUCUCAGUCACCGUCGUCGAUUUCUUGUGACGAGCCACAAAGUAUUUCAAACCAUCUACCGCGACUGCAUAGAGUCGGUAUCAGGUUCAAUUGUGACGUUGCGUGCCGCGCUUCGAUCUCGAGAUAGAAAAAUAAAAACGAACGAGCGAAAGACAACAGGAAAGGAAAUAAAGAAACGGGAAAGGCGAGAGGUAGAUUCUUUUUUCGUUUCGUUUUCUUAUCGUCUCGGUUCGUCGAUUCUCAUCGUGAUCGUCUGUAAUCGACGGACAUCGCAUUCGCGCGCACAUCUUUAAAUACCACGUGUGUGCGCACGCACGCACCAACUUCAACGACGCACGUACUAUACAUUAUCAGACCCGCGCGACUGGCGUACGGGGCGCCCUCCAAAAGUCGUGUGUGCGCGUGCAACCCUGCCGGAGCCCGCUGACGUUCGUUACCAUAGUAGCGCGCGUGCCGAUCAGCUGAUCGUCGGGAUCCGAGCGUGUUCGACCGUCGGCAGUCGGCCAACAGCGGCUCCGUCCACUCGUUUCGUGCGUUCGCGCAGUUCGCUUGCCUUUCGCGCCGUGAUUUAGUGAUCAACAAACCAACUGUUUCAUUAACAUCCCAUUUCGUGGCAACGCACACAGUCGCAGGAAAAUUCUCGAACGAACCAGACAAAUAGAUCGUUCUCACCGCUCGGAUCAUCUUAAUCACCGUUAUCGAAGUUGAAAGGAUGCACUGUAACAGAUACUCGUGCUAUCAAUGUAAUUAGCCGAGUAGACGAUCAGACAUUCGAGUGAAGUAUGAUUUGAAAUAGAUAAAGUCGAACCAAUUACGUUGCUCCAGUAAUUCGUGGUGUGCUUGCGGCAAGGAAACGCCAAUGCAUUUUGGGAUACACCGUCGCAUAUGAUUAUCGAUACCUUGCCAUGAUUUACGUCACACGUUUCAAAUUCUACCAUCCAGGAACGAAAUUCAACAGAAAUAUAUCCAACGACAGUGAUUUGGGGUACUAGUUAUCAUGAUUUGUUCAAUUGAGCGCUGUAAAGCAUCUCGGUUGAAACGUCGUUUGGUUGUCGAACAUUUUCGAAUUACGUUCGAACAAAAGUUUAUCGAACGUGAGAGUACAUACCUAAUAAUCGAAACUAUAUUCGAUAAAUAACCGCAGUAAAUACAGACACAAGCAAUAGUGUGUCGUCAGGUGAUUUUACGAACGUAUCUGAACGUGACUUUGACAGCCAGUGUCAUCAACAAAACGCUACAAUACCAUCAAAACAAAUUCACAAUGAAAAAUGAUAUCUUUAUCUAAGUAGAUAUCUUUCGAGCAAUUACGUCGACUAAUUUGCAUAUGGAAUGAAAUUCGAUUGCUUGAACUAAGUCGACGGUGAAUUGCAACACUCGCAAAAAUGAAACGCAACUAUUUUGAAUCGAUCGAUGAGAAGCUAGUGUCGUAGUACAUUUUGGGGAAAAAUAUCGAUAUAUCGAUAAUGCUUGGUGUCAGGUGUCGCUAGACUGCAGUGAACGAUGGCCGCGCAAACUUCGUACGUACGAAACGAAGAACGGAACGUAUCGGAAUUGAAAAUAGCGGUCGUGGUGAAUAAUAAUUUUUGCUAAAACAAGUUACGAACUCGUUUGCGAUAAUGGUAUAUCGCAGAAUGUGAAAGUUUCUUCAUAGGAGUCCAAUUUUUGACAAUCGUUUGUACCUGUGGCAGAUCGCGUAACUGCAUUGACCAGACUCUCAGUGAAUAUGUGAAGCAACUGAAUUCUCUUUUUUUUUUUUUUAUAAAACUUUCGUCAAAAGUGAUCUUUCAUUUUGUUUCGUGCCGUGCCUGUAACUGCAUUCCUAUGCAUCAAUCGCUACAAUGACAGUUCGAGGUAAUUUCUCGUUCACGUGAAAACUCUGUGAUAGCCGAUGCCAGCAACGCCAUUAUUGGGAUUAAGUCAAGUGUGAAAAGAAAUCCAGGAAAUCGGUUCCUGAAAUCAUCUUGAUAAAAAGCUUGGUGACGUACGCCGAACGGGCCAGUAUUCAUGCCAGUAUGCCAAUCAGAUGCCAGUAGAGAGCCAGUAUCUGUAUCUGUCGCCACCGAUAGCCAAUUAAUAAGUUACUUAGAUAGUUAAAUUAAAUAGACGAUACAUUCACGUGUCGUUCAACAGGCAUGACGAAUAUACACCGUAUAUAUACAUAAAAAUAUAUAUAGAUACAAGUAUACACACACGUACAUAUACGCAUAUAAGAAGAGAGAGAGAGAGAGAGAGAGAGAAAAGUAUAACAUAAUUGAAGGAGCGAUAAGUGUCGAAUUAUCGGCAAUUAUUUUCACAUCGUACUGUUUUUUUCUUUCUACGACCACGACGAUUUUCUCCGCUCGUUCAUCGGUUUCUUUUUCGUUAUUAUCGGUGACUGCGCGUUCUCCUUGCGAGAGUAUAUCCACAAGAUUGGACAGAGUGCAAUCGAGUUGUGAUCAUCGAAGUGGACUGACCGAUCGAGUUCUCGGCUGUGAAGUGAAUUAAUAUCCCAGGAAAACGAUUGAAACGGAGAAAGGAAGUGAACAGCGUACACAGGCGAGCACGGUGGCUGGAAACGGUGACUUACAUCGAGAGCGCCAACCUGCAAUCAAGGUUCAUGGUUUUCAUGGAUGAGAGCGAGCUCUCGAGCAAGCGGUGGGCCAGUGCGCCCCGCCGCCCGGACAGCCCCUGCGUCCUGGGGGCACCAACGUCUAGGGAGGCGGCGGGACCGCCGGUGCAGCUGGAACCAGUGGACCUGUCCGUGAAAACUCCCGUGGUGUUGCAGGUGCCUCGGUACAGUCCAGCGGCUAUAAUUACCGCCGCGGCUAGAAGAAUCCCUUCACCUUCGACGACGCCUACGCCACCGCCGCUCUCCAUAUCUACCGUGUCGCCGCCAUUGCCGCCUCUGGGUGAAACAGCGUGGGAGAGGAACCGGGAACGAGAACGCGACAGGAUGCGAGAGAGGAGCACGGAGAACGAGCAGCAGAGGGAACGGCAGCAGGAACGAGAGUCGGGGAUCAGGGAGAGGGAGCCGCGGGAUCGAGAAAAGGAACGGGAUCGCGAUAGGGAGAGGCAAAGGGACAGGGAAAGGGACAGGGAGCGGGACGUGUCGGUCCGCAUGAUGGAACCGCUCGAUCCUGUCUUCGUUUCCCCCUCGGCGGCCCUGCUCGCGUUACAGAGGAUAAAGGAAACGUCCCUCGUGUUUCACAAGCGUCCGGCGCUCGCGACCGGAUUAGGAAUCGGUGGCAGAGUGAACGCCGGUGUCGGAGGGAACGGCGGUAGUUUAGCGGUGGACAACGAAUGCGGCGACGCGCUGAAGAGACGCAAGGUCCACAGAUGCGACGUGGCAGGCUGCGACAAGGUGUACACGAAGAGUUCUCACCUGAAGGCGCACAAGAGAACUCACACCGGCGAGAAACCGUACCAGUGCACGUGGGAGGGUUGCACGUGGAAAUUCGCGCGUUCCGACGAAUUGACGCGGCACUAUCGCAAGCACACGGGCCAGAAGCCGUUCAAGUGCCAUCUUUGUCAGCGAUCGUUUUCACGGAGCGAUCAUUUAUCGCUGCACAUGAAAAGGCACUGAUAAAGAGGACAGUUCUAGCCUAUUGGAGUCAGAGCGAGAAGAGACGGCAGAGAGACCCGUCCCGGUGAAUCCCGGGGGCCAGGAAUCGUAAUCGUGGACGACGACGACGAUGAUGAUUCUUUCUGUUUUUUCGUUACAUUCGGGACCUGAAGAGCCUCGCAUCGUUACUCGAAUCGUCUCCAACGUGAACGUGAAGAGUCGGAGGCUGAAACUAGGAGAAAAAGAAAAAAAAAAAAAAUUAAGAAGCAAACGAAUUGUUCAUUAGGUUUAUAGAGGUUUAACGGAAGUAUCAUUGCAAUUAUCGGUGAUUAAUCGUGCGACCAGCCUGCCAGCAAUCGUGACAAACGCGAGUCUUUGAGACUUACUGUGGCAGACGUUGAUUUUUCGGGGAGGCAGCUCCGACGAAUUUGAACUCUCGCAUACGCUGAGAACCUCUCGACGACCUCUGCAAGAAGUUUCAGUCGUUGCUCGUAACUUUUUAAAAAGUUGUUAAAAAUAAGACACGAAAGUGGAUCGAUUAUAAAGUUCAUGUACGUUGUAACAUUUGGUUUAUUAUCGGAUGAGUAAUUCGCUUAAAACACAAUUCGACACAAUUCACUUCUACGACAAAAUGUAAAUUCGUCGAUACAUUCUUAGGAUAUUGUAAAAAUUGUCCAUGUUUAAUAAUUAAGAGCCGAUAGAAAAUCUCGCGGGAUUAUUUAGAAAAGUGUUAUCAAUGAAGAUGAAGAUCAUCGGAGCUGCCUCUGCCGAGGUUGACAUCUCUUUUCUUUGUUUCUUGUUGCAUUGCCUCCCUGUAAGGGACGAAUUUUUCUGUUUUCAAUCUGCGUUACUUUUUUUUUUCAAGCGAACGCGCUUAGGACAUAAGAAUCGUUGAUAUUUAAAAUAUUUGAUGGAAAUUUAUUUAUUGGAGGUGAUAUUUAAAAGACGAAUAUCGAACGAAGUUCAGCUUCGACGAUUUAAAAAAAAAAAAAAAAAAGAAAAAAAGGGAAAGGAGAAAGGAACGAGCGUGGAUAGAGAAAAAGCGAUUGUUGCAGGUUCUCUGCAAGUGGCACGCGGUCGCUUCCGUUUUUUUUUUUUUUCAAUUGUAGCCAAUUUUUACUCGUUCGUAAUUCCAGUUUAUUUCCAUUUCUUUUUCUUUUUUUUUUCUUCUUUUUUUUUUGUACGGUUAAAUAAGGCCAGCUCAACUAGUCUAGAGCACCAUAUGUAUCGUCUAUUGCGAAGAAUAGAGCCAGUAAAAAAAAAAAGGGAGGGGGGGUGAAAGAAGUACUAUCGUUAAGGUAAUUAAACGGUUAAUAAAUAAAGAAAAUAUCGAAACUCCGGUGACGGAGCUUGGGACUUAGCAUGCUCAGUUAAAUAAACUACAAAUCGUGAUCGUUAAACGUUUUUUAAUGCAUAAAAUAGGGAUUUUAUCAGAUUUAUGCACAAAGAAUUUCGCGUUUAGGGACGGACAAUCAUCGACGUUUUCACUGUCAAAGAAAACAAGGGAAUUUGACGCUCUGAAAGCCAGUAUUACGCGUGCAUUAAGCAAUAUACAAUUGUGUAUACUAUCGACGAUAGGCGUUGCGAUGCUUUUACGAGUCUUUCUUUCGUUCGAUCGUGCAAACGAUUCUUUCGAUCGUAGGCGGUGUCUGAGAGAACCGGUACGCCCUUUCGGCCACGCGUAUAUACACAAAAAAAAAAAAAAAAAAAAUAAGGUGCCAAAGUAGAAGGUGCGAACGUAUUGCGCGAACGAGAAAGAUGUCCACUGAUACGCUCAAUUGUACGAGGAGGAGAAAAUGAGAGAAAGGAGAAUGCAGAUGGAGGAAUUAUUUUUUAAAUAUUGCUUUUGCAUCCGGCUCGUCGACCGCGUCAACGCGAUCCGAGCUCUCGUUGAAUCGUGCCACGUGUCAGGCGUCGUUGCGAAAAGAGACACACGAGCGUUCCCCGCUUUCUGCACAUUUUAUUUUGGCAUCUGCUCACGGAGCGAGACAGCUCAAGGAACGCACCUUCGAAGCCAACGCAAACAGAACGCAAACCAUGGUUCAAGGCGAAACAGGAAAUUGAAGGAACAAAAAGAAAAGGAAAAAUGCAGAACGCGCGUUUACGUUUUCUCUCGUGGUUUUUAGAUGUACAUAGGAAAAAAGAAAAAAAAAAAGAAAAAAGAAGAAAAGAAGUCGUGUAUCCAGGGUUCGUGCAAUCGACGAUGCACCGAGUCGGCUGUUCAAUUGUCGUCGAUCUAACCGUGUACAAAAUGCGUUAAACGAAUUACGAGCCUGAAAGUAUCGUUGUUGAAGAAAUUCCGCGUAUCAGAGAAACAUAUCGCACGAAGGCGUCGAAAGUAUGAGACCAGGGGCUAGAGUCAUGCGAUGCGUUCCUAAACGAAGCUACGCGUAGGAAAAAGCGCGAUAGGAAACACACGGUGUUGCGAAGAGGGUCGCGGUGGCCACGAUGAGAAUAUCGCGCGAUACCGGAACACACACACACGCGCACACACACACACACACACACACACACACACACACACACACACACGUGUUCCUUCUUCUUUUUUUUUUCACCCGAAGAGGCGAAUAACUACGAUCGAGGAGAAGUUUCCCGGGCGUAUCGCGCGAGAAUCCGGACAGCUCGCGAAUCGCGGGCCUGUAAAUAGUUUCGAAACCUUGAGUAACGCGACGUCUCCGUGCGUGCAGAACGUCCGUUGUGUAGCGUUCCCCAGUUUUCCUCGAGCCUUCGAACCUUCUUCUUUUCGUUUCGCUCUUUUCUUUUCUGCUUCCCAUUACCUUCGCCACCGUAGCAGCGUGGCUGAAGAUUGUGGGUGAAAAAAAAGAAAAUUCUAUUUCGAAGCUCUUAAUUAAAGAAAAGAAAAAAAAAAAAAGUACGAAUGGAACAAGAUGCCAGUAUAUGCUAGAGCCAGUUUAUAUUGUUAAAGAAAGAAAAAAAAAAAAAAAGAGAGAGAAGAAAGAGAGAGAAGAGGAGGAACCUCUACGUGUAAGAUUAGCGCGAAGAUCGACAAAUUAAUACUUGUUAUGUGUUGUAUUUUGAUAGGGAAUAGUGCCUUUUAACGUUUAAGGAAGAAAACGCUGCGUUAGGCCUUAAGUAUACUGUUAGUGCCUUAAGUCACGCGAAUCUUCGUGCUUGUACACAUUUCAUAACGCGAUCAUUCGAAUCCUCUCGUCCAGAGGACCAGCGAAGAUACAUCGAGCGUCGGAUUCAUUCGUUCGAGAUUCACGGAAAUCAACUGUCACGAGAUCCCCGGAUGCUCUCGUCUCAACGGAAACGAAAUGUGCAAAAUUUUUGUCGAUCGUACCCGGAUAUCCUCGGAAUAUAUACAUCUCGCGCUUGCUCUUCGACUCGUCCUCACUUUACUUCGACAUCCGUCACUCGUUGCGCAUCGUUCUAUCCACGAUUUUCAUCCAAACGAUCGAUCGCGUAACAACGUAGCUACGUCGAAAAUCGAAAACGCUCGUCUCGGCUGUUUCUCACCUGUUUCGAGAGGCGUCCUCGUUUCGGUUCGUCUCGCGGCUCCAGCGAAAGAAGCACACACACACACACGCACACGCACACACGCAAUCCAUCCACGGUACGUUGCCCGUUAUAAGGCCCAAAGCAGCGACCACGCCUCCCACCCGGUUGACCGUAUGAAUAAUUUUCGUGCGAUCGUCACUGCGAAACACAAUCCGAAAAUGAACGAGGUGCCACCCAGGAUGCCACUAUACGAUCUUGAUGACUGAUACCGUUGUACCUCUCCUGUAAGGGGAUUUCUUCGGCGGUGCAGCAGCCGUCAGUAAUCUGAGCAGAGCGAGGGCGAUGAGAAAUGCAUACUGACGUCAUGCCGACACCCUCUUUGAUCAUUAUCAUUUUUUUUCAGUGCCGUGAGAGCUCGUGCCGAGUCGUAACGCUUCUCUUAACGAUACGCAUCCCAACAACCGUCGCGCCGUUAUGCAUACCACCACACCUCGGGACGAUUUAUUUUGGCUAAUUGUCGGCCGGGUGAUGAAGCGUUACAUCGUUUCCGCUUGACUUUCACCUACCGUGUAUUCGCGUAUCAACGUAUCAGCGCGCGUCGUCCCAGCGAUAUUAUCCUCCGUCUUGGAAUCAUGUUUUUCCCUCCCCGUUUUCGCGACUCGAUCGAUCGAACCAGCUCCCCUCGAUCCGAGAGAUUCGAUCGUCGAAUCACAUUCCGAUCGUUGUCAACACGUAGCGGACAAAGCGUUCCUUAAUCGUUGCUUAAAUUAUCGUGGAAGAAUUGUUUCCCAUGAGCCAAGAGGCAGUCUCGAAAAUGCGCGACGAUCCCGUCGAGAUCUCGACGAACAUUCCACGAGCACACACAUUCCUAGGAGCGCGCGCGCGCGCGCGCGCGGCGAGUAAAUUCGCGAAAACAGAUCCCGGACAAAGCGUGUCGGCAAUUUGUAUCUCACGUUAAUGCGAGGCUAUUCAAUUUCCCGUAGAAGGUGAACCAUCGGCGAGACAGGAAACCGAGUUGAACGGGUAAACGAGUUGAACGCGACCGAUCCUCUACAAAGGCCCCCGCCGCCGCCUAGAGGAAUUAGCAUUUCAAGUGCCUUAACAGACGCCAACUGACACCUAACUAAUCGAGGGUACGCGUUCGAAUUGAAAUCACCUUGUGCGAUCGAGUGCACGAGCUUUCGACCACGCUUCGAUUUAA
This is a messenger RNA of Frieseomelitta varia, 8284 nucleotides long. RefSeq names its product Krueppel-like factor 6. Gene Ontology annotation, molecular function: DNA-binding transcription factor activity, RNA polymerase II-specific; RNA polymerase II cis-regulatory region sequence-specific DNA binding. Lineage: Eukaryota; Metazoa; Arthropoda; Insecta; Hymenoptera; Apidae. Gene Ontology annotation, biological process: regulation of transcription by RNA polymerase II. The transcript is spliced from 7 exons. The record is from RefSeq and is a predicted model, not a curated record. Bases 2674 to 3639 code for a protein of 321 amino acids.